Daphnia carinata is the source of this 953-nucleotide messenger RNA. RefSeq names its product G patch domain-containing protein 11-like. The transcript is spliced from 3 exons. The record is from RefSeq and is a predicted model, not a curated record. Gene Ontology annotation, cellular component: kinetochore. NCBI's taxonomy places the organism in Eukaryota, Metazoa, Arthropoda, Branchiopoda, Diplostraca, Daphniidae. Gene Ontology annotation, molecular function: nucleic acid binding. The coding region runs from base 87 to 875 and encodes 262 amino acids.
UGAAAUUACAAAGACGUUUCUGUUCCAGCAGUCAGGCUGGAGAAAUAAUGAUUGUUGUUCGAUUUUGUUGACCAGAAAUAACAAUUAUGGCAGAUACUGACGAGGAGCCGGAUUACAUGUCUGAAGAAUUCUUGGCGGCAUGUGUAAAAGAUGUCAGGCCAGGACUAGUUUUCAAGCAGAGCACUAAAAGGCAGUUCCAGUUGGAGGAGCAGCACCGAAGUGCAAAUGAAAAAAUGAGAAAAUUGAACAAACCAGUCAGAGUUUUAGAGGCUGAAAAGCGUGAAGAAGGGCUAAGCACAGCUAUUAGUAGCCAGAAUAAAGGCUUUGCCAUGUUACAAAAAAUGGGUUACAAUCCAGGCAAAGGCUUGGGAAAGACAGAAGAAGGUCGUGUGGAGCCUGUAGCCGUUGAAAUAAAGGCUACGCGAGCUGGAUUGGGUAGAGAGGCUGCCGUGAAGGAUAUACUACAAAGAAAGAUGACAAUGUUGCAGAACAGAAUCUCUAGCCAAAACAGUUCGACAAGUGUAACUGAAUUUAGAAAUCGUAAAAAGGAUGAAACCGUGCAGAAACUCAUGCUCGUUGAUUUGAGGAAGAGCCAACGGAUGUGCCAAGUUCUGGACGAAGAAAAGAACAUCCUGGAACCGGCUGAACUUUGGUUUUGGCCCCAAGUGGUCAAAGAGUCGGACAAAUCUGAUCAAGAAGACGAAAACGUUGAAGAAAAAGAAGAAGAACAACUUUUAGAACCUGGUGAACAAUUGGAGUUGAUCACGGCAUACCUCCGCCAAGUGCAUUGGUAUUGCACUUGGUGUGCAACGAAAUUUAAUGACGAUCUAGAUCUCAGUUCCAGUUGUCCUGGUGCCACGCGAGAUGAACAUUGAUAAGUGGUUCAAAUGGUUUUUAUGUAAUUUGCUUGCAUAUGAAACGAAUAUUUUAAUUGUCAACAAAACUUUAAACAA